This is a messenger RNA of Cucurbita maxima (winter squash), 576 nucleotides long. RefSeq names its product beta-galactosidase. Lineage: Eukaryota; Viridiplantae; Streptophyta; Magnoliopsida; Cucurbitales; Cucurbitaceae. The record is from RefSeq and is a predicted model, not a curated record. Gene Ontology annotation, molecular function: beta-galactosidase activity. The transcript is spliced from 6 exons. Gene Ontology annotation, biological process: carbohydrate metabolic process. Gene Ontology annotation, cellular component: vacuole; cell wall. The coding region runs from base 1 to 576 and encodes 191 amino acids.
AUGGGUUAUAGAGAGAGCUUAGUUUUGGUAAACAGUUUGGUUUUGGCAGUCUUGGCAUUAGCUUUGUUUUCUUCUGGUGAAAAGCUUUCGGUUUCUUACGAUGGAAGAGCUCUCACGAUUAAUGGACAAAGAAAAAUUAUCGUCUCGGGUUCAAUUCAUUAUCCUCGCAGCACUCCUGAGAUGUGGCCACUUUUGAUAGACAAGGCUAAACAAGGUGGCAUUGACGCAAUUGAAACCUAUGUGUUUUGGAAUGCACACGAGCCUCAACAAGGCCAAUAUGAUUUUUCAGGAAAUAAUGAUCUGGUCAGAUUUAUUCGGACAAUUCAAGAACAAGGGCUGUAUGCUAUUCUCAGAAUUGGACCAUAUGUUUGUGCCGAAUGGAAUUAUGGUGGAUUUCCUGUUUGGUUGCAUAACCUUCCAGGCAUUGAGUUCAGGACCAAGAAUAAAGUUUUCAUGGAUGAAAUGGAAAAAUUCUCCACAUUGAUAAUAAAUAUGAUGAAGGAGUAUGAGUUAUUUGCAUCACAAGGAGGACCCAUAAUUAUUGCUCAGAUGAUUGACACAAAAUUGAAGGAAUAA